GAGCAGCAUCCGCCGCGACAGCAGCACCAUCAGGGUCACGUUUCACAGACGUUUCAAUCUCCGCUGCUUUGCUGAGCUUUUGUUUCUUCUUUAAAUAGCGAACGCUCCAGGACCCUUUACAGGAAAGAUUGCUCCUCAAUAGACAGAUACCGUUGUUUUAACUCAGUUCAACUGAUAUUUCUCUGGAAAUCUACGAAAACACAAGGAUUAUCCGCAUCCAGAAGCCAUUUGUCAGUUUAAAUGGAAAAAUGUCAUUCUUCAUAUACAUUACGACUGCAGGGAUCUUAAUACAGAUGUUGUGGGAAGUUUAAUACAGAUAUUGUGUGAUGGCAGGAUAUCAACAGCUUUAAGUUCUCAGACCUCAUUAAGUAACCAUGGCUUACACUGGAGCUCAGAAGGCUUUGAAGAGCGAUAAGAUAGAUGAAGCUCAAGCUCUGGCCAAAAGCUGCGCAGGCAGGCCGGACUUUCUCCCCUGUGAUGGACUGUCCAUCUGCGCGACACACAGCCACGGAAAGUGUUUCAAACUGCACUGGUGCUGCCAUUUGGGCUGGUGUCACUGUAAAUAUGUCUACCAGCCCAUGACCAAUGUCGCUCAGCUACCCAGCACACCUGUGCCGGCUGCUCCGUCUGACUGCACCGACACCAUCGAUCUGUCCAUCUCACUGGCUGAACGAUUCCUCCGCAUCUCCCCCUGUUUCCUGCCUCCACCUUGUCCCGAAUCUCCCAAAUACUGCAACAUUGCCGAUCUGUUCAUCGAUGACUACAUUGUCAAACGCAUCAACGGCAAGAUGUGCUACGUUCAGCGGCCUCCAAUUCACACGGAGGCCCCUCCCACCCCACCUCAGAUAAAACCUGCCUCUCUGACACCACAGAAACAACACACUGAAGACAAGCAGACUGUUGAGGAGACUGUUAAAGGACCAAAAAUGGGCCACUGCUCUUCACCCUCCAGCUCCGAGGACUCAGGGAUCAAUGCGUUGGGAGGACACUUUCUGGAGUCCUGUGAAGAAGAGUCUGAGGAAGAGGAUGAACUUAGCACAGAUGGACACUCCAGUCCAGGAAGUCUAUGGGACCAGGAUGAAUGCACCCUACUGUCCCCUUCGAAAUCCAUUGUGGAGAUUAUUGAAAAUAUUGAAACUACUGUGUAAUAUUUGUGUGAUCUCUCUCUCUUUGUCUGACAAGAUAAAUUCAUUGUGUUAAAAGAAAUAUUGUAUGUAGAAGAAAAUGCUACACCUAUAAAGACAGUGCUAUAUUUGCAUUUGUCUUUGAUCUCUACACUUAUUAUUACACCUCAAAUUGUCCUAAAUUAGAUGUUGAUCACAGUCUUUGAAUUUAAACCUGCACUAUGGAAGAUUUUUGGAUAGAAGUAAACCAAAUACCAUUAUUGAGCAAGAAUCAGAAAUGUGUUAUUGGCUUACCUCAGUUCAUUAUAGUAUGUCAUAGUAAACUUGGGGUAAUUUAUGCUAAAUAAAUUGGGGAAUUGGGGCAAAAUUUUUUUUAAAUGAAUUAUUUUAUUACUAUAAAAUAUGUCAGGCUACCAUGGUGGCAUAUGUGCUACUUGCUCCGAUGACACAUUUUUCAGAUAUUCAUCUUUGUGUAGCUAGUGAGAUAUGGUGAUAACAUUCAACCAUGUAACCUCAAACUAUCAGAAUGAUCUGUGAAGAAGAGCAGUGUUGACUCACAACCAAGGAAAAACUCUGCAAGCUUGUAAUUUUAUCUUUCCAUCUCUGAUGGCGAUAGAGAGGUUAACAUUUUGUAGUGCAGGUUUGAGGAGAUUCAAGAUUUUUAUUCGUCACAUACAUGAUUAUAUAGAGAAUAUAUAACCAGCAGUGAAAUGUGAGUGCCAGAAACAAAAUGAACAACAAAGAAAUGACACUUCUUCACCUAAACCUUCUUUGCCACAUUAUAACUAGCUGACCAGUAUAGAAAGUUAAAUGUGAAAUAUUUGGACCCUUCUCACAUUUAAUUCUCAAUGAAGGAGUUGUUUUCAUGUGUUUAGAGAGCAGGGUGAGCAGUCUCUCUGAUAUUGAAAGCUGGCAUCUGGUCAAUCAUCAUCAAAGAGGAGGUCAGUGCUUUUAUAUGCCAUUUUUUAUAUUCUUUAAAAAGAGUAGAGUAACAGACAAGGCAAGAUUUAUUUAUACAUUAUGUGUGUUCCCUGGAAAUCAAACACAUAACAGUGCUAUUGUUAAUACUAUACUCUACCAAAGGAGCUAUGGUAGCAGGCGCAAUGAAGACAUAUUGGUCUUUCUUUAAUCUUUCAUGUUGCUUCUACCAUAUUUAGCUGGGUUCUCUAUUCCUAGGAGUUUGGGAGAGGAAAAGGCUUUGUUGGUCUUUGAUAAUUUAAUAGUCUCUUAAGUGCUGAAUAUGACUGGCCUUUCACAUCACAGACUUAUGUAAGACCAUUCAGAACCCUAUGCAGUGCCGACAUAAUGCAUUUUCAUCAAGGCUAAUCCUAUUCCAAAACACAGAACAUGAAUAGGGCACAUCAUUAACAUUGGAUGCAAAUUAUAUUCAUGCUAUUAUAACUAAUAUUAGUCAUAAAUGUUCCUUGCAAUCCUUCCCUUCAGUUCUCUUGCCAGGUUUAACAAAAAGAAACAGGUGUCUUGAUAUAAAAUUUUCUUUUAGGCCUAAUAUGGCUGAAAUGGUUUUCUUUUGCCUCAGUCUUCAAUAUGUCAUGCUUGAAAAAAUCUUGAAAUCCACAGGAGGGUUUUUUUUUUUUUUUUUUUUUUAAUUCACAUGCUCUGUUUCAGGAUACACCAUUUAUUGUAAUUAUGAAUAAUAAUUUCAAACGAAAAGUUGCCCAGACACCAGCCAGAGGGCACACUGCAUCAAACUUAGUAGAUAUAGUUUAAUGAACAGAGAGGAGAUCAUUUAUGUUGACUCUCAGUUUGACUGAACAUUAUUUCCUUAACUCAGAUCAAACAACGGACAAUGUCAAAUCCAAUGAAAUUUGAUAAGGUUAUGAUAUUUUAGUGCAUCUAGCCAUGUCACAAAAUCAGCUUAGCCUGUUUGGAAAAAAAAAUCUUUCUCUAAAAUUGUCUUUGAAUCCCAUCAGUGCAUGGUGAAAAAAAAAAAAUCUUUUUCAAUUUCAUGUUUGGAGAAAACAUGAGUAAUGCUUGCACCUUACUACAUUUAGGGUGUUCUUGGUGAUUGCCAGUGCACUGCUUUAAUGUCUGUUAAGGCAUUCUGUUUUUAGUUUGUUGUUAUGUGGUUGGGUGGUUAUUUUCCUCUAAAUCUGAUCGAUUAGAAAAGUAAUAGCACACCUCCCCUUAA
Molecule: messenger RNA, 3273 nt
Organism: Cyprinus carpio (common carp)
Lineage: Eukaryota; Metazoa; Chordata; Actinopteri; Cypriniformes; Cyprinidae
Product: UPF0524 protein C3orf70 homolog B
Source: RefSeq, a predicted model, not a curated record